This is a messenger RNA of Nothoprocta perdicaria, 2788 nucleotides long. It is a transcript of the gene METTL25, whose product is annotated as methyltransferase like 25. The record is from RefSeq and is a predicted model, not a curated record. The coding region runs from base 1 to 1890 and encodes 629 amino acids. The transcript has 12 exons. Lineage: Eukaryota; Metazoa; Chordata; Aves; Tinamiformes; Tinamidae.
AUGUCACACCCUGAGCAGCUUUUCCUAGGAGUGCGCAACCGAACUGACCCUGGCACCCGCCUUGCUGCAGACACUGCUGCCAAACACGCGCCUGGUGCAUUUGCUCACACUACGGCCGCUCGCACUUGGAGUGAGUUUUCUGUUGAACGCGAGCAUUUAAGUCUUCGCUUCAUGUCAAGCGUUACCCACGUGGGCUGCUCCUCGCGGGCAGCUCUCCCGUCACAACUACCCCAGUUCAGGGUUUUUGUAAAUAGAACCAGAUCUUUUCCUUUCUCUUUCCAUACAGAUGAGAGCAGGCUUUCCAGUGUCUUCUGUGAGGAGUCUCAGAAGGUUAUGGAUGUGCAGUCCUUUGCCCUGGCUGCCAGGUAUUACUCUUUGUCAAACCUUGGCAUGUGUACACCGUUGGAAGAGUUACUUGAAGCCCUGAGAGGAGACCAUCAAGAAAGAAACGGCAUUAAAACUGAUGAAUUCAUGAAUAAUAAGAAAUCACAUGAAGUGCAGGUGAUGUCAGAGCUGGUAGACAGCAUAGCAAGUUAUUAUGGCAUAAAGCAGGUAAUUGAUAUAGGUUCUGGAAAGGGCUACCUGAGUUCCUUUUUGUCCAUGCACUAUAACUUAAAAGUUUAUGGAAUUGAUUCGUCAAACAGCAACACUCAUGGUGCUCAUGAAAGGAACAGGAAAUUGAAGAAGCACUGGAGAGCGUAUGAGAGUCGGGCGAGAGCAAAUCUCAAAAGCCAGAAGUCGGAAGAGGUGAAUGAUAGGCCAGUGCAAACUGAAAUUAAAUGUGAAUCAAAUACUGAUGAAAAGCCCUUAAAUAAUAACAGUGAUCUUCAAAGUCAGUUCCGAGUGACUACCCAAGAUUCUGGUGUUUUCACAGAGAUAGCUAAACCUGAAACCAGCAAACAAACUGAAAUUAAUUUGGCGGCUCAGACACAAUCUGAUGAGGACAAACUUUCAGGAAAUAUUCUUGAUAUUCUAAAUGUUCUGCCUGCUGAUGCUGUUGAUAUUUUUACUUCAUCUCGGCGUGACUGUGAGGAGCUCUGUGAAGAGGAAAAGACACGGAGAAAAAUGGCUUCUCUCCAGGCUAAAGCAAGCAAGUCAAGUGAAUCGAAUCUUUAUUUUCCAUUGACCUCCUACAUCACAGCAGAAACAGAACUCAGUGACAUCAUUACAGAUCUGGAGGACUCUAUAAUGGUUGGUCUUCAUACAUGCGGAGAUCUUGCUCCAAAUACAUUACGAAUUUUUACUGCCAAGCCUGAAAUCAAAGCAGUUUGCAGUGUAGGCUGCUGCUACCAUCUGUUGUCAGAACAGUAUGAAAACCAAGAAGAUGGCACUGAAGAAGUGUGGGGAUUUCCCAUGUGUCAGUACUUGAAGGAUGAGGGCUGGUGCUGUGGUCGCAAUGCUAGAAUGUCAGCGUGCUUGGCUUUGGAGCGAGUUGCAGUUGGCCAAAUGCUGCCUACAGAAUCAUUGUUUUAUCGAGCUGUUCUUCAGGUUAUUAUAGAGGAAAAUUACGGUGUCACCAAAAGUGAUCAACAUGUUGGAAAAAUUUUCUCCAAGUCAUCCUCCUUUGUAGACUAUGUAAGAAAAUCUUUGAAAAAAUUGGACUUAGAUGAUGCAAAGCUCUCAGACAACUGUAUAAUGGAUUACUAUGAAAAAUACAAGGACCGAAUGAAUGAGCUCGAAGCAUUUAAUAUGUUGAAGGUAGUUCUGGCGCCCUGCAUAGAAGUUUUGAUUCUUCUGGAUCGUCUUUGCUACCUCAAGGAGCAGGACAACAUUGCUUGGUCUGGACUUGUGAAGUUAUUUGAUCCUGUGAAAUCUCCCAGAUGCUAUGGAGUUAUUGCUCUGAAGAAACAGUCAUGUUCUGAGGUGGAAACACAACUACAGAUAGGUUGAAAUCUCUGUACUGAUACUGCCAUUUCGUCACUUUUUUCCCAUUUUUUGUAAGUGAUUCCUCAAGUAUGCUGAUGCAUUUGGUAACUGUUCAGUUUAUAUCUGCAAAAGUAAAAAUCACAGUGCCUCUGUAAAUCAAGAGAAAUAAAUAGUGGUGUGUAGUUUUUUUAUAAAUACCAUUGUCUCCUUAUGUCAGUUAUUAAAUAAAAGGUCUGAUUUUUAUCAUAAAAGUUAUGGCCCAUAUUAUGUGACUAAUGUUUUAAAAUAGCUUAAAUGUUUCUUCUUGUUACUGCAUCUUACUUCUGUGUUCACGCCCCUUCUCUUGGUGAUUUCUUCUUUUACUUGCAAGAUGACUCUUCCGAACUGUAAACCUUCUCAGCCCUCGCCAUCGGUUGGCAUCAGCCGUUGCACUGACCUUGCCUUUGCUCCACUGUUUGCUGGAUUCGGAUUGUGCAUGCCUUAUAAAGAAUAUUAACCUGUGCUGCAGGCAGGAGGUGGUUAAACCAAAUGAAAUCUUCGUACUUCCCUGUUCACAUCAUCAGGACCAGCUCCUUUAUGUAGGAACUAGAAAAUCCUAGAACUUGCCUAACACCAGAUAGUGAAUAUCCCCAAGAAGUGGUUUUGCAUUAACCGCUUUGUCUUUCAGGCUUAUUUCUGGUGUACUUGGUCACUGGUCAUACUGAAAAAAUCUGCUGGGUGUGAUCCAGUUGACUGGGAAGCUCUCCAGUGUUUGAGAGUCAGCUGCCCUGCUGGGUUUCAUGCUGCAACCCGUCGGUUAUAGCAGGAGACUGUGAUCUGGCCCAAAUGUGUUGGGUAUAAAUAUUUGAGUGCCCGAGUGAGUUGUAACUCCCUCCCUAGUUUCUCCUUGGCAGAAGUGAAUUCAGGAAUGGGAAACUUCUUU